This is a messenger RNA of Dendrobium catenatum, 2081 nucleotides long. Its product is annotated as cyclin-dependent kinase F-3. Gene Ontology annotation, molecular function: ATP binding; protein serine/threonine kinase activity. Lineage: Eukaryota; Viridiplantae; Streptophyta; Magnoliopsida; Asparagales; Orchidaceae. The transcript has 18 exons. The coding region runs from base 530 to 1873 and encodes 447 amino acids. Gene Ontology annotation, biological process: protein phosphorylation; intracellular signal transduction. Gene Ontology annotation, cellular component: cytoplasm; nucleus. The record is from RefSeq and is a predicted model, not a curated record.
CCCCUUUCUCUCCCUUCCCCCUCGCUCUGGCCCGAAUUCCGCUCCUUACCGCCCGUCUUGCUAUUCUCUCGCCUCUCCCACUCCCUCUCCCUAUCUUCAAACUGAAGCAAUUCUUCUUCAAAUUCAUCGAAGAUCAUAUAUCAUUGGAGGAAUUUUCUCCUUCUUCAUCCUCACUUGGAAGUCGUUUAAAUGCUCAUUCAACUUGGUUGUUACAAAAGUAGAGCAGGUUUUUUGGUGAAUGGAUCUAAAGCAUACAAUCGCUAGCCUCUUGGGAUCUGAGCUUUCAGAAAGCCUUUCUUUAAGUUCUCAGCUGCUAGAAGUUUUGGCUAUUGAAGUUCUUGCAUGCAGAUGAUUCUUGUUUUUGCAGUUUAGAGAAGCUCUGUUGAGAAUGUUUCAAGCCUGCUACAGAUUACUAUGUUUUGUAACUGCUUCAAAUUACGCAAAGCUCUGUAAAAUACUUUGCUCGUUUCCUUAUUUCCCUUCCAGUCCUGUGAAAUUGUGUUGAUCCCAUCCUAGUGCAUUGACAAUCAUGGAAAGGUACAGACUUCUAAAGGAGAUUGGGGAUGGAACGUGUGGAAAUGUUUACAAGGCUCUCAAUUUGAUGAAUAACGAGAUAGUUGCAGUUAAGAAAAUGAAGAGAAAGUUUUACUAUUGGGAGGAGUGUUUGAAUCUUAGAGAAAUUAAGUUGCUCCAAAAGCUGAACCACCCCAAUAUUGUUAAGCUAAAGGAGAUCGUCAAGGAGAAUUAUGAGCUUUUCCUUAUUUUCGAGCACAUGGAUUGCAAUCUUUAUCAAUUCAUGAGAGAUCGUCAAAUCGGACAAAGCCAUUUUUCGGAGUCGGAGAUACGAACAUUAAUGUCACAAAUUUUGCAAGGGCUUGCCUAUAUGCACAGAAAUGGCUAUUUCCAUCGGGAUUUGAAACCUGAGAAUUUAUUGGUGCAAAAUGACAUCGUCAAGAUUGGUGAUUUUGGACUUUCAAGAGAAAUAAUGUCUCAGGCUCCGUAUACUGAUUAUGUUUCUACUAGAUGGUAUCGAGCGCCGGAAGUUUUGCUUCAAUCUUUAGCAUACUCACCUGCAAUAGACAUGUGGGCUGUUGGAACAAUUUUGGCUGAGCUCUUCGCACUCUAUCCACUUUUCCCGGGUCAAAGUGAAACAGAUCAAAUGUUUAAGAUAUGCAAUGUGCUUGGGACCCCAGAUUACAACAUAUGGCCUGAGGGGAUGGAAUUGUCCCGAGCCAUUGGUUUUAAUUUCUUUCAGGCUCCACGGGCUAAUCUGGCCGAUAUCAUCCCAAAUGCUAGUAUGGAAGCAAUUGAUUUGAUCCAGAAACUCUGCUCCUGGGACCCCCGUAAUAGACUAACUGCAGAGCAGUCAUUGCAACAUCCGUUUUUCCACGUGGCUACAUAUGUUCACUAUCCCCUCCAGGAUUUUCUUCCUGUGAACACAAACCAAACUGGAUCUAGUCCAAAUCUUGAAUUAAGCCUAUGGGACUUUGACAAUGAAUCAGAGGAGGAAUGCUUUCUUGGUUUGACUUUGGGAAUCGAACCCAGCAGCAUUCCUAAUCUUGAUACCUAUCACAAUUCUCAACGUUCAGAAAAGGAAAUCUUGUUUUGCGCUGGAUAUGAGCACCAUUCUGAGCAAUUAGUCUUCUGGCCUCUGAUUACUCCUGAAAACAAUAUGAAUAAUUUGCCAGCAAUGACUUCACUUUCAUUAUCAUACAUGCCGAAUAGCCAAACUCCCAUUCCUCCUUUCAGCAUUCCAGAAUCCUCUUCGUUUGACACCCCCCAUCAGCAGCAGCCAAAUUUGAUGGACUGCCAUUUGUUUGCACCGAUGAUGAGCCCAUCUUUACCGAUCCACCGUGACUUUUUCUUUCAGUGAAUACAGUUUCUCAAAUUUUUUUUUCUCUUUUUUUUUAGAAUCUGUGCAAUUAAUGGCAUUUAACUCCAAUAAGUGUUGCUUAAUUGUGGAUAAUUGUAAAUCAAAAGUUUUGUUUUUGGUUAUUUCUUUUCUUUUUUUUUUUAACUCCAUUUGUAGAUAAACAAUUUGAGAAUGGCUAUUGAAAUAUAUGAAAUUGUUUUUUUUUUUU